UGGGAUGAAUUCACAAUUUUUGAACAUCAUUGUUGAAACGAUCAUCAAUAAUUUCAUUCAAUUCACUUUUUCAUAAAGAUCCCUCGUUAGAGAUUCUUGUUUCGGUUCUCUGAUUUUUUUUUUUUACAAAAGAAACGAAGACUUCCAUCCAUUUCCCAUUUCCAUUCCAAAUUGCAUUCAUGCAUUGUUGUAAACGCAUUAAGAAACUAAAAUCGGGUUGAAGAUGGGAGGAUUUUGGCGUGUGCCACGGUAUGUUGGAUGGUCACGCUUCACGCACUGACGAUGCCUGUCCCUUCCUCUUUUCGCCCGUGGAAUAUCCGUCCCGGAAGACCAUGUCUCUCUUUCUGAAUCUGGUGAUUCAGUUUCGCGACGACAAUCGACGAUCGACGUACCGAUUGUUCGAUCAAUUGCUGAUCGAACUAGUGAAUAGUAUUUAUCGAAAUUUUUUUCGAAAAAUUUAAAUAAUACUUUUUUACUUAUUUGAAAGAGGAGUUGAAGAUAUCUUCAUCAAAUUUGAUGAAGUUAUACAUGUGUGGUAUACGAUAUAAAAAAUUAUCAAAUCAAAUCAAAAGUUAUAAAAGGAAGUGAAAACUAGAUUUUAUGUAUUAAUCAUUGUGAAAAAGAAAAUUUAUAUUUCUUCUUCAUCAAUCUUGUUUAAAAUAUAAUUUAAAAAAAAGAAUAAAAAAAAUAAAAAGUAGACGCAUUAGUGAAAUGAUAAGAAUAAUAUGCUCAGUGGUGCAUGAAGAAUCGAUUAGUCAACAUCCUGACUUUCUAAUUCCAUUUUAUUUCCCGUGAGGAUGAAAAACGAUUUCGAGAACCAUCCACGACUUUUUCUAUUUAUUUGAUUGAUUUUUGGUUCUAUUUGAAUGAUGGUAAAGAUGAUGAUCGUAAGAAAAUUAAUCGGUAUCUUGAUCGUUUGCUCUCUGAUGCAAGGAAGCUUCAACAAAUAUUUAGAGGGUAUGAACGUGAAUUUAGGGGAUGCUUUGCAGUUUCUUAGAGAAUAUGACAAUGAAGCUUCUGCGAUGUGUACAAGAGUAAUAACUGCGCAAUGGAAUUUUGCGACGAAUGUCACUGAAGAGAAUCGUCGAAGAAUGAUAGAGGAACAAUCUUUGAAAUUGAAAUUUGACCGAAUUUCAUGGAGGAAGGCUGUAAGUUUUGCUUGGAGUCGAAUAGGAGAUCCCUUCGCUCAAAGGGAACUCAAAAUGAUUGCUAUAAAAGGACGAAAUUCUUUGACUGAUGACAAAUUUAAUGAGUUACACAAUCUUAUAUUGGAAAUGAAGGAAAUAUACGCGAGAACACGAGUGUGUCCUUACAGAACUAUAGAAGCAAAUUGCGAUCUAAGUUUGGAUCACGAUGUGAAUAAGGCAAUGGCAAAAUCGAAAAACUAUGAUGAAUUGUUAUAUUAUUGGCAUGCUUGGCACGAAGCCACUGGGCCUCAAUUGAAAAACAAAUACAUAAGAUAUGUUCAGUUAGCGAAUCAAGCCGCUAGAUUAAAUGGAUUUCAGGAUGCUGGUGAUCAAAUGAGAGAAUUCUUCGAAGAAGAAUAUUUCCAACAGAACACAGCGGAUGUAAUGUCCGCGAUUAUGCAUUUGUACAAAAAUCUCUUCACUUAUGUGAGGACAAAAUUAUUCGAAAGAUACGGGGACAAAGUGAGAAAGGAUGGACCACUUCCGGCGCAUAUCUUUGGGAACAUGUGGGCCCAAAAUUGGGAAGAACUUUACGAUCUGGUGCAACCGUUUCCGGCAAGUAAGAAACUUGAUGUCACUUUGGAGAUGAUGAUUCAAAGUUUCACGUCUUUAAGGAUGUUCCAAAUAGCAGAGGAAUUUUUUACUUCACUCGGUAUGAAACCAAUGCCUCCUGAAUUUUGGAGAUUCUCCUUGUUUGAGAAACCUAUCGACAGAGAUGUAAAAUGUUCUCCUAGCGCUUGGGAUUUUUGCAAUAGAAUCGAUUACAGGAUAAAGCAAUGUACGAGAGUCACGAUGGAAGAUUUACUAUCGGCUCAUCACGAAAUCGCUCGAUUACAAUAUUAUUUGCAGUAUCGAGAUCAACCAUUAUUAUUUAGGAACGAGGCAAUUCCAGGAUUUUUCGAGGCAGUCAGCGAUGCAAUCGAACUCUCAGUGUUCACGCCUCAACAUUUAAGUAAACUCGAAUUACAUGACAAUACUACGGAUGAUUAUGGAAGCGAUAUCAACUUCUUAAUGCUAAUGGCGCUUCGUAAAAUUGCCUAUAUGCCAUUUGCUUACAUAGUCGAUGAGUGGAGAUGGUAUGUAUUCAACGAGGGUGUUGCGGAUAUGACGAACAAAUGGUGGGAAUUAAGGUUACAAUACCAAGGAAUUGUUCCACCAGUACCACGAUCGGAAAGAGAUUUCGAUCCUGGUUCAAAAUAUCAUGUACCAGCUGAUGCUCUUUACGCCAAAUAUUUUGUUGGUGUUGUUUUGCAAUUUCAAUUGUUCGAAUCUUUAUGUGAAAUAGCAGGCCACACUGGUGAUCUACACACCUGUGAUUUUUACAGAUCACGAGAAGCUGGAAGAUUAUUAUCCGAUGUAUUAUCGAUGGGUUCAUCUAAACCUUGGAAAGAUGUUAUACGUCAAAUGACAAGGGGAAGAACAAACAGAAUGGAUGCUGGAGCUAUAUUGAGAUAUUUCGAGCCCUUAAAUCAAUGGUUGAAACGACAAAAUGAAAUGGAACCGGUUGUCGGAUGGAUUACAAAUCGCGACGAUACAGCGUUAUUUUUUCACUGGUACCAAAAUAACGCUCGAAAAAUCACCUCGCAAUUAUUUCUUCCAUUGGUUUUAAUUAUUUCGCAAGUUCUAAUGUAUUAACAAAUAAAUAUAGAUUGAAAUAUCAUUGUACAUAUAAAAAAAAUUAUGUAAAUAUCUUAUGAAGUCUUUAAAACAAAAUUUAUGUAAUCAAAGAUAAUUAUAUUUUAUGUAUAUGUACUAGCAAUUGAUGCCAAAAAUCAGCAUAUUUAUAUAUUAUAUUAAAAUGUUCCCAUAAUGUUUUGUAUUGUAAAUUUAUUUAUAAAUAUUCUGAAUCAAUCUUAUUGCUAUUAAAAA
Molecule: messenger RNA, 3056 nt
Organism: Apis cerana (Asiatic honeybee)
Lineage: Eukaryota; Metazoa; Arthropoda; Insecta; Hymenoptera; Apidae
Product: angiotensin-converting enzyme-like
Biological process (GO): proteolysis
Cellular component (GO): plasma membrane
Molecular function (GO): peptidyl-dipeptidase activity; metallopeptidase activity
Source: RefSeq, a predicted model, not a curated record